Molecule: messenger RNA, 1165 nt
Organism: Toxorhynchites rutilus septentrionalis
Lineage: Eukaryota; Metazoa; Arthropoda; Insecta; Diptera; Culicidae
Product: exosome complex component MTR3-like
Exons: 2
Coding region: 122-1162 (346 amino acids)
Biological process (GO): poly(A)-dependent snoRNA 3'-end processing; rRNA catabolic process; nuclear mRNA surveillance
Cellular component (GO): nuclear exosome (RNase complex); cytoplasmic exosome (RNase complex); nucleolus
Source: RefSeq, a predicted model, not a curated record
GCUUGGGCACAAGCGUAUUGUGUUUUGUUUACAAACAAAACACAGUAGACUUCCAAGAUGGCUGAAGAGUGGUUUUAGCAAGUUGGCCCACCUUAGGAUAUACUUCUACGCGCCUUGGUACAUGCUACAGAAACAAAUAAUUGUCAAAACUGAAAUACACGUGAAAUUAUAUUCUACUGUUUUGGUUUGGUUUGUUUUGGACCACGAAGUUAACCGCCGGUUGGACAAAUUACAUAGGAAGGUAUUAAAGAUGCCAGUCGACCUGAAACGAAUCAACGGCCCGGAGGGAUCGGUGCCAUAUCAGAUUUUCAGCAAAAACCGCGAUAAAACAUUCGAAGAACGUCUCGCGGAAGUAUUCAAUUCAUCCGGCAGAAGGAAAUGUGAUCGAAAGAAGAGUGAAAGCAGAAAGUAUUUUAUGAAACUGGGCGUUGUCUCAACCGCCAAAGGAUCAGCCUAUCUCGAGCUCGGAAACACCAAAGUGAUAGUAUCGGUGUUCGACCCGCGUGAGAUUCCUAAACAGAACAAGUUCAGCGAACUUGGGGUGCUGUACUGUGAUUUCAAAUUCUCUCCGUUCGCUUGCACUCAUCGCAAAAAUCCACAAACGGAUGCGGAAGAGCGUUCGCUAGCUGCGGCACUGACCAAGGCCCUGCAACCAGUGGUAUGCCGGCAUCUGUUUCCCAACUUUCAGAUCGAUAUUUUUGCCAACGUUUUGGAGGAUGAUGGUUCCGUGCUUGGUGCGGUUAUUACAGCGGCUGGUCUAGCAUUGAGUGAUGCCACUAUUUCCAUGUUUGACAUCGUAACCGCUUCAACGGUGGCAGUGUUUGGCGACAACAUUUACCUAGAUCCAACGCUAGACGAGCAAAAGAUUUGUUUGGAAGGUGGCAAAAAUGGCAAUCACGGUAUCAUUACCAUGGCCAAACUUCACACGUUGGAUCAAAUAUCGGAAAUGCGACAGAUAGGCAACAUUACGCAGGAAACGCUAAUGAAUGCGUGCAAGCGGCUCAAUGAAGCGAACAACGAUGUUGCUCCCGUUGUUCAACAAAUGCUGAUAGGAAAAGUACAGAGACAUUUGAGUGAAAUCGAUUUGGAUGACGAUGACGAGAAAGAUGGGGCUACUGAAGAUUUAAAUAAAAGUGUCAUUUCGGUUGAUUCGCAGUCAUGAGAA